AACGAGUGGGCAAGGCGGAGAGAACCGUAGAGCUGUCUUUGAGUCCCAACUAGUUGGGCGGCUUCCCAGCAAGCAAGCAAGGUUUGUUUGGCUAGGCUUGGGGUGCGGCGCCAAGAUUGAUUUGCAAAACUCUCUCCUAUGCGAGUGCGCAGGCAGGGGAAUGGGAAGACAUUCCUCGGAGAACAACAGGGCUUGUCACGAUCCCGACCGGUUAGGUUUGGUUGGUCCCUCCGGCUCGAUGUUUGCGCGACGAUGCCUCUCCCUCGGCCGGGGCGACAGGAGACGGUCCAGGCCUCGACCGGCGCGGCGCGGCGCGCGCGGCCUCGCACACACGGGAUCGUCGCAGGCGCGCACCGCAAGACGUGAAGCUAUUCGCAACGCGACUCGCGCAGUCAGUCCUAAGCGCACCUGGUCGUCGCCGCACACCCUUCCACUGCCACUUCGUCCGUCGUCGCGACGAGCCAGCAGUGGUGACGACGUCGCCGUCCGGUCUCCC
Colletotrichum navitas is the source of this 496-nucleotide messenger RNA. RefSeq lists its product as uncharacterized. The transcript has a single exon. The coding region runs from base 139 to 366 and encodes 75 amino acids. Lineage: Eukaryota; Fungi; Ascomycota; Sordariomycetes; Glomerellales; Glomerellaceae. The record is from RefSeq and is a predicted model, not a curated record.